Molecule: messenger RNA, 1293 nt
Organism: Pseudophryne corroboree (corroboree frog)
Lineage: Eukaryota; Metazoa; Chordata; Amphibia; Anura; Myobatrachidae
Gene: PELO
Product: pelota mRNA surveillance and ribosome rescue factor
Exons: 12
Coding region: 32-1108 (358 amino acids)
Biological process (GO): nuclear-transcribed mRNA catabolic process, non-stop decay; nuclear-transcribed mRNA catabolic process, no-go decay; nonfunctional rRNA decay
Cellular component (GO): cytoplasm
Source: RefSeq, a predicted model, not a curated record
GGUGACGCUGGUCCCGGAGGAGGCAGAGGACAUGUGGCACACGUAUAACCUGCUUCAAGUGGGCGAUAGUCUGCAGGCUUCAACUAUCAGGAAGGUGCAGACGGAGUCGGCCACAGGCAGCGUGGGCAGUAACCGUAUCCGGACCACACUCACCAUCUGCGUAGAGACUAUCGACUUCGACUCCCAAGCCUGCCAGCUGCGCGUCAAAGGCAUCAAUAUCCAGGAAAACCAGUACGUCAAGAUGGGGGCUUAUCACACUAUAGAGCUGGAACCCAACCGCAAGUUCACGCUGGCCAAGAAACAGUGGGACAGUGUGGUGCUGGAACGCAUAGAGCAAGCCUGUGAUCCUGCGUUCAGCGCUGAUGUGGCGGCAGUGAUCAUGCAGGAAGGACUUGCGCACAUCUGUCUUGUCACACCUAGUAUGACCCUUCACCGAGCUAAGAUUGAGACGAACAUUCCACGCAAGAGACAGGGCAGCUGCUCACAGCACGAGAAGGCCCUGGUGAAGUUCUAUGAGCAGGUCAUGCAGGGAAUCAUCCGUCACAUCAACUUUGAAGUGGUGAAAGUGGUGUUAGUGGCCUCCCCAGGAUUCGUGCGGGAGCAGUUUUGUGAGUUUCUUUUCCUCCAAGCUGUAAAACAAGACUUAAAGACUCUCCUGGAAAACCGAGGCAAAUUCAUCCAAGUCCACAGUUCGUCCGGGCACAAAUACUCGCUGACAGAAGUUCUGUGUGAUCCGGCCGUCACCGCCCGCCUGGCAGAUACGAAGGCUGCUGCUGAAAUAAAAGCGCUGGGAGACUUUUACAAAAUGCUGCAACAUGAACCAGACCGAGCGUCCUAUGGGUUGAAGCACGUAGAGCGAGCCAAUGAGGCGCUGGCUAUUGACACUCUAUUAGUCACUGAUGAGCUCUUCAGGCAUCAAGACGUGGCCAUGCGAAGCCGUUACGUGAGACUUGUGGACAAUGUGAAAGAGAACGGAGGGACAGUCAGGAUUUUCUCCAGCCUGCAUGUGUCAGGAGAGCAAUUGAUUCAACUAACCGGCGUGGCAGCCAUCUUACGCUUUCCGGUGGCCGAUCUAUCGGAGGAUGAGUCCACCUCGGAGGAGGACUAGCGCCAGGGAAUGCUCAGAGACUGAUUAUUUAUUAAGCCGAAGUCUCAUGGCGGUCUGGCGUGCUACCGAGUGGUCGCCAUGGUGACCUAGGACUCUGUGUUGUUAUUAUGGGAGACUCUGGGGAAUGUCCUCCACGCUGCCAUCUGCUGUCAUCAUUAAUAAACACCUUGGAUGUUGGACAAGAA